GCGGGCGGAUCCUCCGAGCCCGGCCCUGCCCGUGCGGGAGCGUCGCCGCGAGGCGUUCUCUUCCUGGUUCGCUUUGGUUGCGUUUGCGCCUCUCCCUUUUGCUCGGUGGGAGCGGUGCCGGGGCUCUGCCGGCGCUCGGCUCCGCGGCGGCCGCUGGAGAGAACCCGGCCCCGGUGCGGCGCGUGGCGGAGCCGUGACGGGAGGAAUUCAAUGCCCGCAGCUCCGCGUGCGCGGCUGCAGGCGGAAUGAAGCGCGGUGCCGCAGCCCCGUGCACUUCGACGGCGAAGCCCACGUCUCGGUGCGUGCCGUGCGGAACGCGAACGCGCUGCGGGGAACGCGCUGCGGCACUGCCCGCUGCCGCGGUGCACACGGCUCGUCCGAACGGCGCGGCUGCGAUCCGCCAACCCCGAGCCUGAAACAAGCAUAAAACGGAGCCCCCGAACGAGCUGCUUGGACAGGAUGCGUUAACUCAGCUGAUCUCGUAGAGUGCUAUUAACUCCACAGACAAUUUAAAUGUCUUCAGAAGACAGAGAAGCUCAGGAGGAUGAGCUGCUGGCGCUGGCCAGCAUCUACGAUGAAGACGAGUUUAAGAGAGCUGAGUCAGCCCAAGGAGGAGAAACCAGAAUCUGUUUGGAACUGCCCCAAAACUUCAAAGUUUUUGUGAGCGGCAGUUCUGCAGAGAGCCUCCAGAGCAGUGGAUUUGAAUGCACCGUUUGCUUUCUGCCUCCGCUCGUGCUGCAUUUUGAGCUCCCGCCGGACUACCCAUCCACCUCCCCGCCCGCAUUCACCCUCAGUAGCAAAUGGCUCCCCCCAGCACAGCUCAGCGCUCUUUGCAAGCAUUUGGACAACCUAUGGGAAGAGAACCGAGGCUGCGUGGUCUUGUUUGCCUGGAUGCAGUUUCUGAAGGAAGAAACAUUGAGUUACCUGAAUAUUUCCUCCCCGUACGAGCUAAAAAUGUGCCAGCAAGGGAACGCGCAGGGCAGGACGCCCUCGGCCCCGCAGGACGCUGCGAAGGAUUGCGGUGGUGCAGUGGGCUGUGCUGCAGCUGAAGAAGAAAUUGAUGAAAGAGCUGUGCAGGACGUGGAAUCUUUGUCCAGCCUGAUUCGGGAGAUCCUGGACUUUGAUCAGGCUCAGAGAAGGAAGUGCUUUAACAGCAAGGUGUACUUGUGCAAUAUUUGCUUCUGUGAGAAGCUGGGCAGGGAAUGUAUGUACUUCACCGAGUGCAGCCACGUGUACUGCAAAGCGUGCCUGAAGGACUACUUUGAAAUUCAGAUCAGGGACGGUCAGGUCCACUGCCUCAACUGUCCAGAACCGAAGUGUUCUUCUGUCGCUACUCCUGGCCAGGUGAAGGAGUUGGUUGGGGAGCAGUUGUUUGCGCGCUAUGACCGCCUGCUGCUGCAGUCCACCUUGGACCUGAUGGCGGACGUCGUGUACUGCCCUCGGCCAGGCUGCCAGACGCCCGUCAUGCAGGAGCCAGGCUGCACCAUGGGCAUCUGCUCCUGCUGCAACUACGCUUUUUGUACCCUCUGUAGGAUGACUUACCACGGGGUCUCACCAUGUAAAAUAACUGCAGAGAAAUUGAUGGAUUUGCGUAAUGAAUAUUUAGAAGCAGAUGAGGCAACCAAAAGAUUUUUGGAACAGCGCUAUGGCAAACGAGUGAUUCAGAAAGCCCUUGAGGAGAUGGAGAGCAAAGAGUGGCUGGAAAAGAACUCCAAGUCUUGCCCUUGCUGUAGUACUCCUAUAGAGAAACUGGAUGGUUGUAACAAAAUGACGUGUACUGGCUGCAUGCAGUACUUCUGCUGGCUUUGUAUGGCUUCCCUGUCAAGGGUGAACCCAUACAGGCACUUCAAUGAUCCAUCUUCCCCGUGCUUUGAUCGAUUGUUUCAGGCUAUGCAUAUUGAUGGUGAGUUCUGGGAAGGUGAAGACGAAGACUAGUAUCUUUCCCUAGCAACAAAUGCUGAAGAAAUCAGAGACAGACGCUUCCCUUUUUUUGUCAGAUGUUUGAUUUUCAGUGCUCUGAUGCGAUAGGAGGAUACUACCUUGCACUGCAGGAUUCUUGCACAACCCUUCUGUUGCCAGAACCAAAGGAGACCAUUUUACCCACCCUGUGGUCAAGAUUGCUGCUGGAAGCCCUAGUAGUAAUAUCCAUUGAUAAAGGCAACCACCGAGAAGUUAGAACAUAACGGAAAGUCUAUACCAAGAGGUGCCCCUCUUACAGCUCCCAGAUCGCAGAGAUGUCUUUGGAUGUCCUUUAGUGAGAUGUCCUUACCUUUCAAGGAUGUCAGCCACUUCCCACUGUGGUUUUGGGGGCAGUUUUAUUACAGGUGCAGUGCUCGUUCUGGAGCUGUUCACUUGUGCUGCUUGGAAAGGGAAAGCGUUCUGAAACAGCCCAGGAAUUUCUUCUCUAUUCAGGGACUGAGCCCAUUGCCUCUGUUGCAUUUCCUGGCCUGUUUCUUUGGAAGCAGCUCACUGCUCUGUCGCUGACAGGGGCGGUGAAGCUGAUGAUCCCUGACCCCUCCUUUAUUGGCUGUAGUGCCUGUGUUCUUUACUGAACACGUUGGCAGAACAUGACUGGCAGCUCUGUCUCGCAGUCAGUAUGUGCUUGCUGAGUGACGUGCUGCUGCUGCUGCGGGCCUUGGUGCCGCUCCUUCCUUUGACGAGUGCUGAAGCAAUGAUCUGAGUCUGGCCAGUGAGAGGAUGAAAACAAUUUCAAAUACUGAGGCACGUUUCUAUGGCUGCACAGUCUGGAUUAAUGAUAAUUUGUAGCAUCUUAAAGAAUUCAGAUUUCUUUCUUACCAGAUGAUUAACUUGUUUACAAAAUAUUCUUGUAAGGAAUUUGACUAGUUGAUGGUUUUGCUUCUGGGCUAGAUGCCUCGUUUCUGCUGUUCUUGCCCUUUAAGUAUUUCAAAAAGCAUUGUUUCCCCUCAAAGCACAGGAAGCUGUUUUGGGAACGUGGAAUUAAUUGCUGGAGAGAAGCACUGAUUUUUUUUUUCCACUUACAGAAUGAUCUAAAAGUUAAUUUUGAAAUUCAAACUGCACGUGCUGUUUAAAACAAAUAGCAGGGUCUGGAUGGAUAGCUCAGGAGCUUGAGAACUGUUCAGAAACUCAGUUUUGAAUGGUAGUAAAUAAAUUUGAGUUAAACAUCUGGCCAAAAUGAGUGUCGAUUGAGUUCCUUUUGCAGAGAAGUCUCUAUUCAAAUUGGCAGCAAUUAAAAUAGUAAGGGUGGAGCUCCUGCCUUGGUUUAGGCUAUAGGAUGGUGUGUAGAGAAAGUUUACAUUGUGUAUGGUUUACUUGUAUUUCCUGCACCUUUCACAUGCACUAAACUCACUUUAAGACAGUAAA
Messenger RNA from Numida meleagris (helmeted guineafowl), 3342 nucleotides. RefSeq names its product ring finger protein 14 (gene RNF14). Gene Ontology annotation, molecular function: zinc ion binding; ubiquitin protein ligase activity; ubiquitin conjugating enzyme binding. Gene Ontology annotation, biological process: positive regulation of proteasomal ubiquitin-dependent protein catabolic process; protein polyubiquitination; ubiquitin-dependent protein catabolic process. Lineage: Eukaryota; Metazoa; Chordata; Aves; Galliformes; Numididae. Gene Ontology annotation, cellular component: cytoplasm; ubiquitin ligase complex. The transcript has 8 exons. The record is from RefSeq and is a predicted model, not a curated record. The coding region runs from base 514 to 1935 and encodes 473 amino acids.